Molecule: messenger RNA, 1980 nt
Organism: Notechis scutatus (mainland tiger snake)
Lineage: Eukaryota; Metazoa; Chordata; Lepidosauria; Squamata; Elapidae
Source: RefSeq, a predicted model, not a curated record
GGCGGGCAGGCUGGCUGGAUUUGCAGCUGCCCGGGGACGCGAGCAUCUCCGGAUCGCUUUGCCCGUCUAGGGGAGCCUCCUGUCCGGUGUCUGCGGGUCCCCUCGCCGGGCGCCCGCGGAAAAAGAACCAGGCUUGCGUGUCUCUCGGGACUUGGAGUACUUUUCAGUUUAAGGGAAGGGAAGCAGAAGAGAAACUCCAGACAGGAAUGUCAGCUCCUUAUUGAAUUGCCCUAAAUUGCCCCCAAAAUGCAGUUCAAAGCGAUGCAGAAAUCUUGGACAGUUCUCCGGAGCGGCCGUCAAAUUUUGGCACAAAAUUCCGUCCAAGCCUACAGUGGUGGCCCUUGGAGAAAAUUGGCUGUUUUGAAUAACCUCGAUUUGAACCGAAUGAGAUUCAACGGCUCCAAGUUUUUCACCGGAUUCCCAGAAAUUCAAGGAUGCGGUUUCCUGUUAUUAGGAAAAGCCACUAGUUUGCAAAGAGGAAUGAAGGAAAAGAAGAAUUUUUGGAGACAACAGAGUACUCGCUCCUGCCCGGAAGCUUUGGUGUACAAAGUCCGCGUUGCCACCGGGAAGCGUUGGGGUUCAGCUACUUUCGACUCGGUCUCCAUCACCCUGGUGGGCUUAAAGGGACAAAGCGCCAAGCAGCUCUUGGAUAAGACCGGGAAGGACUUCAUCCCUGGGGCGGUGGAUGACUAUGAAAUCUCGAGCGAUCGUCAUCUGGGCCCCCUGCUUUUAAUCCGGCUCCACAAGGAACCCUAUCAAUUCUUCCCAGAGGAUCCGUGGUUUUGCGACUUCGUCCAGCUAACUGACCCGGAUGGCCAGAUUUUCCAUUUUCCUUGCUACCAAUGGAUCGAGGGCUACCAGGACCUGGAGCUGAGAGAGGGCACGGGCAAAUUGAUCUGUGACGAUGGCCAGAACUCCUGCCUGCUGAGACACAGGACGGAAGAGCUGAGAAACAGGCAGGACACCUACAGGUGGAUGGAAUUUGCUCCUGGCUUGCCGCGGUGUGUGGCGGUGGACACCAUAGAUGAGAUGAAUACCAACAUCAAGUUCUCCUUGACCAAGAUGAGCACUUUCAUGGCCCGUUCAAAACUGACACAAUUGGAGUUCAGGUUAAAAGGCCUAAUGAACUACCACAAUUCCUGGAAAAAACUCGAGGACAUUCGCAAGGUUUUCUGGUUCAACAAGACCUUGGUUUCAGAAUAUGUUGCUGAUCAUUGGCAAGAAGACGCCUUCUUUGGCUACCAGUAUCUGAAUGGGGUCAACCCUUUGGUGAUUGAGAAGUGCACGGAGAUCCCGGCCAAAUUCCCUGUGACCCAGGAGAUGGUCGCUGAGUCCCUUGGAAAAACCACCACUCUCUCGGAGGAACUGCAGAAGGGGAACAUCUUCAUAGUGGACUACAAGAUGCUCCAAGGAAGCCCGACCAACGUCAUCCACGGUGAACAGCAGUAUCUGGCUGUCCCUUUGUGCCUCUUCCACCAGAUGUCUUCUGGGAAUCUCGUACCGAUAGCAAUCCAGCUCAGCCAAAUCCCCGGUGCCGAGAGUCCCAUUUUCCUUCCCAGCGACCCACACUGGGAUUGGACCCUAGCUAAGAUGUGGGUGCGCAAUGCCGAUUUCCACAUCCACCAGAACAUCUCCCACCUUCUGAAGACCCACCUGAUGGCUGAGAUCUUCACCAUGGCCACUCUACGGCACCUCCCCAUGUGCCAUCCGGUGUUCAAGCUCCUGAUUCCACACAUAAGAUACACCCUCCAGAUCAACAUAUUAGCCAGGAUCCGUCUGAUCAAGAAAGGUGGCAUGAUGGAUCAGGCCACCUCAGCCGGGUUUGAAGGAGUUGGUUUCUUGGUGAGCCGAGGGGUGCAACAACUGACCUACUCUUCGCUCUGCCUGCCGGAGGACAUCAAGGAUCGUGGCGUUGAGUCUCUCGCCAACUAUUAUUAUCGAGAUGAUGCCACCAAGAUCUGGGCUGCCAUAGAGAGGUGA